Molecule: messenger RNA, 3779 nt
Organism: Ceutorhynchus assimilis (cabbage seed weevil)
Lineage: Eukaryota; Metazoa; Arthropoda; Insecta; Coleoptera; Curculionidae
Source: the annotation of a GenBank genome assembly
UUUUUUAUUAUAUGGAUGAUUGAGGGGUGCUUGUGAGUUGAGGAAGUUUGGAAAAUUGUAUUUUUCCUGUAAAAUUAGCCAAGUUUCCCGUUUAGCAACUAACAAAACGGAAAAUCCAAUGCUUAGAGCUGAAAAUGGCUGACGAACAGGAAAUCAGACAACUGGAGCUUCUUUGCAAGCAACUCUACGAAUCCCAAGACAGUGCCAUACGUUCGGACGCAGAAAAAACCCUGGUGGUUUUCCAGGAAAGCCCCGACGCGCUAACAAAAUGCCAAGUUUUACUAGACAGAGGCGAUUCGGCGUACGCCCAAUUACUUGCCGCCACUACUUUGACCAAAUUGGUAUCGAGAAGUGCACAAGGUUUGAGCUUGCAACAGAGAGUGGACAUAAGAAAUUAUGUCCUAAAUUAUUUAGCUACAAGACCAAAAUUACCAAACUUUGUUGUACAAGCUCUUGUAACUUUAUUUGCAAGAAUAACUAAGCUAGGUUGGUUUGAUACGCAUAAAGAUGAUUAUAUGUUUAGAAAUGUUGUAGCUGAUAUUGGCAAGUUUUUACAGGGAUCAGUUGAACACUGUAUGAUAGGAGUACAGCUCUUGUCACAACUCACCUGCGAAAUGAAUCAAAUAUCGGACAUAGAAGCCAAUAGGUCAUUAACAAAACACAGAAAAAUCGCUUCAUCGUUUAGAGACUCCCAGCUAUUUGAAAUUUUCAGAUUGUCUUGCAGUUUACUGAGUACUGCUAGAGAAAACUGCAAAAAUCUCAAUUUUAGUGAUGAAAAUCAACACGGUUUGAUGACGCAACUGUUGAAGUUGGCCCAGAAUUGUUUAACUUUUGAUUUCAUUGGUACAUCAACUGACGAAUCUUCUGACGAUUUGUGUACUGUUCAAAUACCUACUAGUUGGCGCCCAGCGUUUUUAGAUUUUACAACUCUCAAAUUGUUUUUCGAUUUAUAUCAUUCAUUGCCAAACACUUUAUCUAGUCUGGCUUUGUCCUGUUUAGUUCAAAUUGCUUCAGUACGUCGCUCUUUGUUUAGCAAUAUAGAAAGGGCAAAAUUCUUAACUCAUCUAGUCAAUGGUGUCAAGCAUAUUCUACAAAACCCUCAAGGACUAAGUGAUCCUGCAAAUUAUCACGAAUUUUGUCGUCUAUUGGCCAGACUAAAAAGCAACUAUCAACUAGGGGAGUUGGUAAUGGUUGACAACUAUCCAGAAUCUAUACAAUUAAUUGCCAAAUUUACGGUACAAAGUUUGCAAAUGUGGCAAUUUGCACCCAACAGUGUACACUAUCUUUUAUCGCUCUGGCAAAGGAUGGUGGCUUCUGUGCCAUAUGUCAAAGCUACAGAGCCUCAUUUGUUGGAAACAUACACCCCAGAAGUUACUAGUGCCUACAUAUCAUCCAGGCUAGAAUCAGCAGCCGUUGUAGCCAGAGAUGGCCUAGAAGAUCCUCUAGACGAUCUUGGUAUGGUGCAGCAGCAAUUGGAACAAUUAUCUGUGAUUGGCCGGUGCGAAUAUGGGAAAACUUGCACGUUGUUGGUGCAACUUUUUGACAGAGCUGCUGCCACCUAUCAGGAAUUGUUGAGUUCGCGUACCCAACAAGUUGAAGUGGCUGUACAAGAAGGCCAACUAACAUGGUUGGUGUACAUAAUAGGCUCAGCCAUUGGAGGUCGCGUAUCUUUUAAUUCAAACGAAGAACACGACACAAUGGAUGGUGAACUUGUGUGUCGCGUUUUGCAACUGAUGAAUUUGACAGACAAUAGAUUAUCUCAAGGUGGGUGUGAAAAGUUGGAACUGGCAAUGUUAAGUUUUUUCGAACAAUUUAGAAAGAUCUACGUGGGUGAUCAGGUGCAAAAAAAUUCAAAAGUUUAUAGGAGAUUGUCUGAAGUUUUGGGAUUGAGCGACGAGGCAACGGUGCUUAGUGUAUUUAUUAGGAAAAUUAUAACAAAUUUAAAAUAUUGGGGCCGCAGUGAGACUACAAUAAGUAAAACAUUACAACUACUUAAUGAUUUGUCUGUUGGUUAUAGUUGUGUAAGAAAAUUAGUUAAAUUAGAAGAAGUUCAAUUUAUGCUCAACAACCAUACGAGCGAACAUUUUCCAUUCCUUGGUAAUACAGUGUCUGUAAAUGAAAUGAGAUGUCGUUCAAUGUUUUACACUUCAUUAGGACGAUUAUUAAUGGUAGAUCUUGGUGAGGAUGAAGAUCGAUUCCAUAAUUUUAUGCUACCUUUAACAGCUGCAUUUGAAAGUAUAGGUCAAUUACUAGCAGCUUCAGAGUCUCCAAUGUUUGCCAACGAUGAAGCGAAAAAAGCCCUAAUUGGCUUAGCAAGAGAUUUAAGAGGUUUAGCGUUUUCUUUUAACACUAAAACUUCAUACAUGAUGCUUUUUGAUUGGAUUUAUCCAAAUUAUACACCGAUAUUACUUAGAGCAGUAGAGUUGUGGUAUCAUGAUCCACAAGUUACCACUCCGGUGUUAAAAUUAUUUGCCGAAUUAGUACAAAACCGAUCGCAAAGGUUACAAUUUGAUGUUUCUUCGCCCAAUGGGAUUUUAUUAUUCAGGGAGGCUAGUAAAAUAAUUUGUAGCUAUGGAACUCGCAUAUUGAAUGUAGAAGUGAGCAAAGAGCAAAUAUAUCCAUUGAAAUUGAAAGGGAUUUCAGUAUGUUUUUCAAUGUUAAAGGCCGCCUUGUGUGGGAGUUACGUUAAUUUUGGGGUAUUUAGACUUUAUGGAGAUGAGGCUUUAGAUAAUGCCUUAAACGUUUUUGUUAAGCUGUUAUUAUCAAUACCUCAAAGUGAUCUUUUGGAUUAUCCUAAAUUAUCUCAAACUUAUUACGUAUUGUUGGAGUGUUUGGCCCAAGAUCACAUGAGCUUUUUAGCAACGCUGGAACCUCAAGUAUUCCUUUAUAUUUUGUCGUCAAUCUCUGAAGGACUGACAGCCUUAGAUACAAUGGUUUGUACAGGAUGUUGCGCUACACUGGACCAUAUAGUAACAUAUUUAUUUAAACACUUGACCCAAAAAGCGUAUCCAGGAAAAAAGACACCACUACCUCAAAGCAGUGGCGACAUGUUCCUAAAAGUCCUAGAAAUGCAUCCGGAAAUCCUGCAGCAAAUUCUAAGUACCGUCCUGAAUGUCAUAAUGUUUGAAGAUUGCAGGAAUCAAUGGUCAAUGUCUAGGCCCUUAUUAGGUCUGAUUUUACUGAACGAAGACUAUUUCGCCCAAAUGCGAGAAAGCAUUAUUAGGAGUCAACCGCCGGACAAACAAGCCGCCAUGGCACAAUGGUUUGAAAAUUUGAUGGACAGCAUUGAAAGGAAUUUGUUGACUAAAAAUAGAGACAGAUUUACACAAAACCUUUCAAUGUUCCGAAGAGACAUAAACGAUUCCCUAAAAGGUCCCAACGUCAAUACGACGUCAGUAAAUGACAUGAUGACUUCAUAGUUUAAAGAACAAUUGUUAUUUUGUAUAGGAAAAAAAAGUGAUGAUUUAGAUGUAUUUAAGUGCGGAUAUACUUUAUUCUUUUUUUUAGUUAAGAUUUAAUUAUUGUGCAUUUGUUUCAAUUUUUUUUUUGUAUAGGUAUGUAACAAUCAGAUUUUUAAUUGUGUUGCUUGAUAAUUUAGUAAAUUAUUUAAUUUUUUGGUGAGUGUCAGAGAGAAGCGAGGGCGCGGUCUUUUUACAAAAUAAUAAUAGGAAAGAGUUAUUUGUUGCAGUGAUCUUGUAUGGACGAUUAUGUUACUUUGUACAUUGUUAAUAAAAACAACAGAUUUGUAUGUACUUUGUGAGUUUUUUUUUUUUUGAUUU